AUGGCAGCCACGUGCGUGAAGGACCGGCUGGCCCGACAAGUACGACGAGGACAAGGCCAAGUGAACCGGGCCAAACGCUCCUUCACGCACGUGGCCGCCGUCGACGAGACCAAAGCCAAAGCAGGCAACUCCAGGGACGAGGGCCAUUUGUUCAGACGGUUGUCGGCACUCCUCGCGACGCCGAUUUGGGAACAUGCGAUCGGGUUCACCCUGCAGUACAACCGUCUAAAAUUUUACGUCAUGGCUGCUUGCGGGGUGUUCUUUACCAACUCCAGAACGGUCACCAAAGAGAAUGGAGAGCUGUCGACCUUUUUAUACCGUCUCAUCAAACACAGUGAUCGGCUAAACGGCGUUCUUGCGACCACGACCUCGCUCGACGACCGCCACCGGACAAUCGUCCGACCAACACGUCCGUAG
Molecule: messenger RNA, 417 nt
Organism: Microbotryum saponariae
Lineage: Eukaryota; Fungi; Basidiomycota; Microbotryomycetes; Microbotryales; Microbotryaceae
Source: the annotation of a GenBank genome assembly